GGGAGAGUAUGGUAUCUAACGCUACACGAAAUAUUCUACAAUGGAAGUUAUGGAAGGGUGGGGAUGGACAGAGAGAUGAGGGAGGGCUGAUAUAUGUGCUCAGGAACAAUCCGUCGCCGCACGUCUAUAUACAUCAAGGUCAUGCUCGAAAUGUUAUUCUAUUUCGGUGGUAUACAAUAGAGACCAAGGGCUCACAUGAAUUGAUAACAUUUUCGUAGGAAGAGUACCAAUGCAAAGUACCAAUGCAAAUGACCUGUCUGUAAAAUCUUCUUCUUAAUUUGAUUUGACACCAAGAGAUUUCUUCUGAGACAUCAUGUUCUGUCCAACGUCUGCAUGCCAACCAGGCUGUCGCCUUUUCCCUUUGGCUUUAAUGCUGCUUCUCCUUAGGGCCUCAUCACUCGGAUCUGGAAUAGAUUCUAUUUCAGUUGAGACCAGUCCAACUUCCAUCAACAUAUCCUGGGUGAUAUCAUCAGGGUCGUCUUGGGAUUAUUACACCUUGGAGGUCAUCAAGUCAUCUCGGUCUCUGAGUGGUUAUCCGACCAAUACCACCGGAACAACACAUCUAAUAACUGGACUCGACCCUGAGAGAUUGUUCACUAUAACUGUGACACCUUGGAACGCUGAGGGCGCAGGAGAUUCAUUGACAGAAAAUGCUACUACAGAAGCGAUCCCCGAAGGAGUCAUAUUGGUGUCUGAUGUGACGUCAUCGUCCGCGUUUCUUCAAUGGAGAGCCGUUGAAGGAGUCCUCUUCUAUACGAUAGUCGCUGAACCAAGUGAUGCCGUCGGGCUGUUAGGGGGUAUCUUUGAAGAGGAAGUCGGACUGACCAUUCUACUUCCGGGUACAGUGUUCAAUGUGACUUUACAAAAUGGCCAAACAUUAAUGGAGCUUGCAUCAACGCAAAUAAGAAGCGCACCCGAGAGUCCAGUAAACAUUUCUGUUAAAGAAAUUGGUACAACCAUGGCAACACUCUCUUGGAUCCCUCCUUCUAGUUCACAUGACGCAUACGAGUUCUACGUCAUCAACAAUUCAACCAAUGAGAGGUUACUGAUUACAACGGCACAGCGUGGUGACGUCAGCGAUAAUAUGGAGACGUUACCUGAUCUAUCACCCGCUACGAUUUAUUUAUUUGAAGUUGGAUCUGUACUGAACCCUAUGGAUUCUUUCCGAUUACAGAGGAGUGAUGAGGAUGACAAUCCGACAAUUUAUGUUCGAACUGGUCCCGAAGCUCCGUUGGAUAUCGUUAUAAACGGUAUCACCGAAAGUUCAAUCGAAGUGACGCUGAUACCCCCAAGAAGCCACCAUGAUGGAUACGAGAUCAUCUUAUCUUAUUCAACAACAAACCAGACGACAUAUAAUUCAACCAUCCAGAUGGAGGAAAAUGUGGCCUACAACUGGACCAGUUCGGGUUUGUCCUUCUCCACCGACUACACUUUAGUGGUUGGAACGUUUCUCAACGUAGAGGGCUCUUUUCCGUUCCAGAGGAGUGAAAAUAACCUGAUGAAGACAUUUAAAACAGGAAGCGCCGUUGCUCUCAACCUUCAUUACGUCCUUCUUCUUAUCACUGCCUUCCUGUCUCUCUUACUUGUUUGAACUAACACAAGGGAUUUUAAAGAAUCGGCAAGCAAUUUUGAAGGACACCAUCAAGACCAGCCGAUAACAAACUUGGAAGACAGCGAAAUGGAUAUAAUAAGAAACUAGACAUAUGCACAAAAGGCAACAUGAUAAAUAAAUUACAAAUUAAAGUAAACGGAAAUUCACGUCAAUGCGUAAGAAAUCUCGUCAACGUUACCCGAUUUCUAAUUAAUGCAACAGCUGUGUCAAAAAUGGUGCACAAAUAUCACAACAUGAAUUGUUUUGUAAGAUCUGAUCCGAAAAGUAAGUUAACUCAAUAAUAUUUGAAAUUGAUAUUGACUAUUAAAAAGACCGAUCUAAAAAUCAAAGCUGACGUAAUCAAACUUGAAAAUAAGAACAAAAAAUCAUCUUCAGAUUGUCUUUUACAAUCCGAACCAAAAAGGAACGUUGACACAAUCAGACAUAAAAACGGAACAAAGUCCCACUAGAUGGACUUGUACAAUCAAAUAACAAAAGUAAGUUGGUGCACUCAGAAUUGAAAAUAAAAUAACAAAUCGCAAUUAGAUUUACUGCUACAGUCCGAUUUAACGCUGUGUUGACGCAAUCAAACUUGAAAAUAUGAAAAAGAUAAUAAUCAGAUUGUCUCGAACAAUCCGAACCAUAAAGUAACGCAAUUGACGCAAUCAUAAUUGAAACAACAACAACAAACAAAGUCAACUGACUGACUCGAACAAGCUGAUAAAAAAUUAAGUUGACGCAAUCAGACUUUAAAAUAAUUAACCGAAAUCUUUAUCAGAUUGACUCGUAAAAUCAAACAAAAAUUAAAUUGACGUUAUCAGAAGUGAAGGUGAUAAAACAAAUUUACCAGGUUCACUGGUACAGGCUGUUCCAAAAAGUAAGUUGACGCUUAUCAGAUAUGGACUCAAUAAUAAAACAAAGUCACCAUUAGACAUGUUAGAUGUGCUGCUACAGUCCGAUCCAAUGCUAACUUGACGCAAUCAGACUUGAAAAAAUGAAAACAAAGUCACCAUCAGAUUGACUCGCACAAAAAGACUUGAAAAUAAUAAAAUGAAGCCAAUAGGUUGACUGGUACAAUGAAAUCCAAAAAGUAAGUUGACGCAAUGAGACGUUAAAAAAAACAGUCCCCACCAAAUUGAUUCGUACAAUAAAAAAUGUUAGUCGUCGUAAUCAGACUUGAAGAGGAUAUUAAUUGACUGCUACACUCCAAUUUCCGGUGCUUAGUAAAUACAAUCAGACAUGAAAAUAACACAACAAAGUCUUAUUCAUAUUGUUUCGAACAUUCCGACCUAAAAAGUAAAUUGAUGCAGUCAGAUUCAAAAAUCAUAAAAAAGAAAAUUACCGGAAUGACAAGUACACUUGUUGACGCAGCGAGACAUUUUAAAAACAAACUCGCCAUCAGAUUGACUCGUAUUUUCAGAUCCAAAAAAUAAAUUGACGCAAACUGACUUGGAAAUAAUAAAAAUUAUCAGAUAGACGGGUACAAUCCGACCCAAUGCUAAGUUGCCACAACUACUGUAAGGUUCAUUUAUUAAGCCAUAUUGUUUACAAUUUUAAACAGUGUUUCAAAUUUUUAA
Lytechinus variegatus (green sea urchin) is the source of this 3168-nucleotide messenger RNA. Its product is annotated as tenascin-R-like. Bases 314 to 1591 code for a protein of 425 amino acids. Gene Ontology annotation, molecular function: protein binding. The transcript is spliced from 6 exons. The record is from RefSeq and is a predicted model, not a curated record. NCBI's taxonomy places the organism in Eukaryota, Metazoa, Echinodermata, Echinoidea, Temnopleuroida, Toxopneustidae.